Molecule: messenger RNA, 1099 nt
Organism: Gadus macrocephalus (Pacific cod)
Lineage: Eukaryota; Metazoa; Chordata; Actinopteri; Gadiformes; Gadidae
Gene: dhrs11a
Product: dehydrogenase/reductase 11a
Exons: 7
Coding region: 278-1045 (255 amino acids)
Source: RefSeq, a predicted model, not a curated record
UGUUUUUUAUCUAAACACUUUGCAACCCAAUGGUUGCCAUUUAAUAUUUCAUCCUAGGCGCAUGGAUUGCGGCUUCCGUACUGUGAUUUUUUUUCCGCCCGCCUUGGAUGCUGCAAGGAUCAGGGAGUGAAACUGAGAAGACUACCAACAUCCUGCCCACAGUCUUUCAUACUAUUUAACCUCAAUUGUGAAAAUUCGGGUAAAGCAUAUAUAGCGAAGGAGCGUUUGUUGCGACCUUUUACACCAUAGGAAAAGUGAAGCAAAAAGAGCCAUAGAGAUGGACCGCUGGAAAGGCAGAGUGGCUCUGGUGACGGGAGCCUCGGUGGGGAUCGGAGCGGCUGUUGCGCGGGCGCUGGUCCAGCACGGCAUGCGGGUGGUCGGCUGCGCCAGGAGUGUUGACAAGAUAGAGAAGCUGGCAGCCGAGUGCCAGAGCGCGGGCUACAGUGGCACCCUGAUCCCCUACAAGUGCGACCUGUCCAACGAGGAGGACAUCCUGUCCAUGUUCUCGGCCAUCAAGACGCUGCAGCAGGGCGUGGACGUGUGCAUCAACAACGCCGGGCUGGCCCACAGCGAGCCGCUGCUCAGUGGCAAGACGGAGAGCUGGAGGAACAUGAUCGACGUCAACGUCAUGGCGUUGUCUAUCUGUACCCGAGAGGCCUACAAAUCCAUGAAGGAGAGGAAUGUGGACGAUGGCCACAUCAUCAAUAUUAACAGCAUGGGCGGCCACCGAAUGGUCCCGAGCGCCGACGAGCACUUCUACUGCGCCACAAAGUACGCUGUGACGGCGCUCACUGAGGGGCUGAGGCAGGAGCUCCGCGAAGCCAAGACCCACAUCAGGGCCACGUCGAUAUCCCCUGGGAUCGUGGAGACAGAGUUUGCGUUCCGACACCACGACAGUGAUCCCCAGAAGGCCGCCGCGGUGUAUGAGAGCAUAAAGUGUUUGAAGGCCGAGGAUAUAGCCAGCGCAGUCACUUAUGUCCUCAGUGCCCCUCCUCAUGUGCAGAUCGGAGAUGUACAGAUGAGGCCCGUGGAACAGGUUUCAUAGCGACGAAGCAAAAAAAAAACGAGCUAUCAGGGAAGACGAGGGCUGACGGCAGCC